CACACUUGCAAUGUAGUAUUUUUAGACUGGCCACAAUGUCACAAUGGGAAGGGCAAUACGAAUAAUAAGCCAACUUAUUCCACAUCGUUAUGGACUUUUAACACGUUCUCGCUGUUAUGUAACCGUUCUUAUUUCUACAAGUGACAGAAAAUACUCAUCAUCAGUGCUCAGUCUAGACAAACGAGUAGACGCUGCUAAAAGACCAUCUGAGACAGGGCUAGGCAAUGUUACUGAUGGGCCACUGAAAGUGUAUGCCAGAAAAAUAACUGUUGGAGAACUCAACAAAGAUGACCAUCAGCAGAAAGUUGUAGAACGCCUCCAACUUCUACACGAGACACUGAAGACGUAUCAGCCCAUUGUUAAAGAGACAGGGACAUCAUGGUUCAAAAAGAAAAAAGAAUCAGUGGCACAGCACAUAAGGGGUCUUUACCUUCAUGGAAAUGUUGGCACAGGGAAAACAAUGCUGAUGGACAUGUUCCAUGAGACCAGUACAGUAGUAAAAAAGCAGCGAGUCCAUUUUCACAAAUUCAUGCUAGAUGUCCAUAAAAGAAUUCAUCAUUUAAAACAAAAUCAGCCAAAAAUAAAAACAACCAUUGAUACACAGCCCUUUGAUGCAAUAGGCCCAAUAGCAUUUGAGAUUAGCCAGGAAGCUUGGCUGUUGUGCUUUGAUGAAUUUCAGGUAACUGAUGUAGCAGAUGCUAUGAUUUUAAAGAGACUUUUUACAGAAAUGUUUAAAAAUGGUGUUGUGGUUGUGGCCACAUCAAACAGACCACCUGAUGAUUUAUACAAGAAUGGUUUACAAAGAGGAACAUUUUUACCUUUUAUUGAUAUUUUAAAGACAUACUGUGAAGUGAUUCCACUAGAUUCUGGUAUUGAUUACAGAAUGUUGUCCAUGCCUGCGGAUGGUAAAAUUUACUUUGUAGGGCCAAAUGAAGAAACAAACAAACACAUUGAUCAGGUCAUUGAGGAACUUCUGCAAAAUCAACAGACAGAAGCAGUCUCCAGAACACUGACGAUUUUAGGACGCAAUCUAAUCUUGCCCAGGACUUAUGGGAGAAUUCUAGAUACCACGUUUGAAAGUCUGUGCAAGCAGAACCUUGGUGCCAUAGACUACCUGGAGAUCUGCAAGGAAUUUGAUGUGGUUGUCCUGCGGGAUGUCCCUAAUAUGAAUCUCAGCUCUCGUACGGAGGCUCGGAGGUUUACCACCCUCAUAGAUACCUUGUAUGACAAUAAGGUAAAGCUAGUGGUGGGAGCAGCUUCUGCCCCCAAAAAUCUGUUUUCUGCUGGUGGCAUCAGUGCUCUGGAUGAAGAAGCAAACAGAAGUUUGAUGGAUGAUCUGGGCAUUAAUGCUAAAUCAGAGCUGGCCAGAUCGAGCAUCUUUACAGGCGAGGAAGAGUUAUUUGCCUUUGAGAGAGUUAUCUCCCGGCUAUCCGAGAUGAAGACAAAAGAAUAUUGGGAACUGGAAAGAUCCACAAAGAGCAGGGAAAAUUCUUGACGAUAGCUUGUUUUUUAGUCCUAGUUCAUUUUAAUAGUAAUUCCGGUGAAUAAAUAUUUUUAAAGGUUUGAUUUGGAAAUAUUGUAUUGUGAGGUAUUUUGUGUAUUUAGUAUAAUUUUACCACAAUUGUUGCCUGUGAUAAAGGCUACAUGAGUUAGAUAGUUUAGAUACAUGCAUUAUGUACGGAUGUUGAUAUUUAUUACAGACUAAAGAAAAUACUCUGUGAAACGAUUAAAAAAAACAUCAAGCAAGUCA
This is a messenger RNA of Physella acuta, 1750 nucleotides long. Its product is annotated as AFG1-like ATPase. NCBI's taxonomy places the organism in Eukaryota, Metazoa, Mollusca, Gastropoda, Physidae. The record is from RefSeq and is a predicted model, not a curated record. Gene Ontology annotation, cellular component: cytoplasm; mitochondrion. Gene Ontology annotation, molecular function: ATP hydrolysis activity; ATP binding.